AAGUUCCAAAACAUAAAGGUUACAAAAGGAAUUGAAUUCGUAAGAUCACUAAAGUUUACCGCCCCAUCAUCUGAACUCCAAAAUUAACUUUUCAAGGAAGAAAGUGCAUAAGCUGGACUGCUGUUCAAGAUGAAUUACUGCAGCAAGCCUUCCUAUAACUACAGACAGAAAACCAUGGAGGAAGAGAUGCUUCCUCGUCUCUUCACCCCAAACAAGGCCCGCAGAGCUUUCAAUUGGUUGAGAUCUGGGCAGUACGACGAAAAACUUGCGGUGCUCAAAUCGUUUUGGAUCAAGGAGGAGGAAAGACAAGCAACAGAAAAGGUUUUGAGGGACAGUUUCCAUCCACAAGUGGUGCCACGAGUCAGGGCGUGGCUUGAUGAGGCUGAUGAGGAAGAGAAGAAAGCAAUCUUCAAGUUAUUUCGGAGCAUGGCUAGUCAACCUUCUCCUGAGAAAGCUUCCACAACGCUUAAAAAACUGAGCCUGCCUUUUGAUGCUUCAACACGUAACUUUGGUGUGACAAGCAACCAAACCCAGAAAAGAAAAAUUACUUUGGAUGACGCCAGGCACAAAAUAAAUCCCAAUCUCUUAACGGCGCGUGGACGUGGGGACCUUAUUUACGUGGCGCAGAGAAGAACUGAGUUCGAUAUUGCACCCGACUGGAGAGCACCAAUGCGCAGCGUGGUUCCUAUGACCCAGAUCACUCGGGGUGCUCCUACGCAGGAGAGGCUACCAAGGUUAACCAAGCACGUCUGUCUACAUAAUCAGCGUGAGUUUGUGAUUCAUCCCGAAUGGAUUAUCCAUUGAAGUUAAGGAGAGCAAUUCAAGGGAACGGUUCACUCCAUUUUUCAGCCUUUUUCAAUUGUUGCUUAAAUUGUUAGUUUGUAUUCCGCCGGUUAGAAAUAAACAAUUGA
Pocillopora verrucosa is the source of this 911-nucleotide messenger RNA. RefSeq lists its product as uncharacterized. The record is from RefSeq and is a predicted model, not a curated record. Lineage: Eukaryota; Metazoa; Cnidaria; Anthozoa; Scleractinia; Pocilloporidae.